CUCAAGCUGGCUGUGUGGAUAAGGCAGGUUGGGCAGGUUGCUGUGACAUGUGGGGCAGGAUGGGAUUGCUCACUCGCUUUCCUUCUUUUCCUCCUCCUCAUCGGAUUAUUUUGCAGCAGGACCCACGUACCCUCCCUCCGUCCCUCACACACACACACACUGGCGCUCUCUUAGGUUGCUUUUGUUUUUAUUGUAUUAUUCUCUUGUGCAACAGGGGGCGGGAGAAACUAAGGGUGGCCUUGAUUUUUCUCUUUAGCAUUUUAAACACACACAGAGUGUUUGGGUGGGGGAGAGAGAGAGAGAGAGAGCUGAUCCUUGGUCCUGUGAGUUGCUACCUCUACAUGCCUGAGCCAGCAGACAAAGCAAGCACGGAUGAAGUUGGUACGGUUACCCCGGGGCAUGCCAUUUCCUCCUUGGGUCAGAGGAAUCACAGAGACUCCCCUGCCCCCUGUCCGCUACUGAGCUGAAAAUCUGCCUCUGGGAUUUAACCUGCUGCUCCUGAAUUUCCUCCGCUCCUGCCUGUCUCACUCUGCUUCUUCCUCCCACCUUCCCCCGCUCUUCAACACCCCCUGGACCAGAGCUGGAUUCUGAUGGAACUGCCAAGAUGUUCAUGUCCAGAAUCCUGGAUUUUCAGAAGACAAGAUAUGCCAGGUUUAUGAAUCACAGGGUCCCGUCCAACCGGAGGUACCAGCCAACGGAGUAUGAGCACGCAGCAAACUGUGCCACGCAUGCCUUCUGGAUCAUCCCCAGCAUCCUUGGCAGCUCCAUCCUCUACAUCCUCUCAGAUGACCAUUGGGAGACCAUCUCAGCAUGGAUCUAUGGGUUUGGCUUGUCUGGCCUCUUCACUGUCUCCACCAUCUUUCACACCAUCUCCUGGAAGAAGAGACACCUCAGAACAGUGGAGCACUGCCUGCACAUGUUUGACCGGAUGGUGAUCUACUUCUUCAUAGCAGCAUCUUAUGCCCCCUGGUUGAACCUACGGGAGUUGGGUCCCUGGGCCUCCCACAUGCGCUGGAUCAUCUGGAUCAUGGCAUCCGUCGGAACCAUCUAUGUUUUCUUCUUCCAUGAGCGGUACAAGCUGGUGGAGCUGGUGUGCUAUGUUGUCAUGGGAGUCUUCCCUGCCCUGGUGAUCCUUUCGAUGCCAAACCGAGAUGGCCUCUUGGAGCUGGUGGCUGGUGGGCUUUUUUACUGCCUGGGCACGGUGUUCUUCAAGAGCGACGGGCGCAUCCCCUUUGCCCAUGCCAUCUGGCACCUCUUCGUGGCAACCGGAGCGGGCAUCCACUACUAUGCCAUUUGGCGGUACCUGUACUGGCCCGAAGUGCUGAAGGCAAAGACGUCCAGAUAGGAGCCCCAAGGACAUGGGACACGCCAAUUGGCACUUGGGGGAAGAUUUCCCAAGGAGCUUGGCUCUGUUUCCUGCCGGAAAGCCAUUCCCAGGGCUUGGUCCCCUGAUGGGAGGGAGUCUCUGGUGUCCGUAUCCAGCCAGUCUCACGCAGAUGGAAGAGCCCGAAAGGUUUAUUUUAAACUGAUUUUAACCUUGUAUAGUGUUUGGUUGUUAGGCAAACGUUUCAUAACAAAAUGAACAGUUAAUGGUGUUGUUGGCGGAGCGGACUGGCCCGACCGGGGCAAUGGUCUUUGUGCUAAGGUUUUGUUCUCAUGGUCCCAAACAACCUCGAAACCUGCAAAACCCUCGUCUGGAUGAGAGCUCCAAACCAGCAGGUGCCCAGACUCUGUACUUCUGGCUGCUGGACCCUCUGGCUGCUUUCAAGGGGAGAGGCUACCCUUAGAUAGAAGCCGUUAGCUCCAGGAGGGACACUGGAGGCUGGUGACGCAUGAAGGUGGACAGGAGGAAUGGACACUUAACACCAGUGAACAGCACCAGGAUUAGAGCAUAACAUACCAGGUUUGUUUCCCACUCUAACGAGCCUCCACUAGCAGAUAGUUAAGGGGACAACUUCUUAAACAAGGCUCCUUGAUUCUGCCCAGAAAGGAGAGCAGGCAGGAGAUGUCAGACCUCACAAGAGUCAACCAUGCCUGUCGUCUGAUGGGGCUCUUUUUGAAGGUUUUUCCCCCUUAACAGGCUAGCUCCCUGAUUCCUCUGCCCCCACUGUACAACUAAUUUCGGGGAAAGCAGGCUCUUGUAGCAGCAGAUGAGCAAGGUGAACCUGAGCUUGGUUUAACCAGGGGCAGUUAAGAUCCCUGGCCCACAGCGUUCUGAAGGCAGAGAGUGGGGUUGGAAAAGAGGUUCUGGGUUUGGCCAGUCUGUAGCUGCAGGAUAAAAUCUUAGUGUGGGGUCUGAUUGGGAUCCCAAGUGUGAAGGUGGGACGCGAAGGGAGUUGGGGAGCCUGUCUCAUCUUAGGAUGAGUUACUACUGAUAGGACCAAGUUCAACUCUGGCCCGGGGACCGACAGGCACUGGGGCUGAAUUCCCUUUUUUAAUACAGUUGCCAGUGUCGCAAUCUGCCAGAGAAGGAGCAGAGCUGGCCAUUCCUAGGUUUCUGUAGGGAGAGUUGUUUCCAUUGAUGUUUUAAAUCUCGUCUCUGUAGAGUGGGGAGGUUUCACACCCUGUAUCCCUGUGCACAGCUCUUUAGCUGUAUCCAGAGGAAACCGCUCCCAUUCUAGGGCUUUCAUCACGCUUGUUUCCAUGCAGAGAUUCGGUGCGUACGUCUAUGCAGCACAAAGAGACCCAUGCCAACAAGUCUCAGAGCCUGGGUCGACUGACUUGGGCUCACGCUGCGGGGCUAAACAUAGCAGUGUGGACAUUUAAGUGCGGGCUGGAGCCUGGGCUCUGAGGCUCUCCUGCCUUGCGGGGUUUCAGAGCCCAGGCCUAGCUCAAGCAUCUACACUGCUAUUCUUAGCCCUGCAUCCCCAGCCCCCAUCGGUUGACUCUGGCUCUGAGACUUGCUGCUGUGGGUUUUUUUGCUGUGUAGAUGUACCCUUAGCGGAUUCCAGCAGGACCCUCCGCUCCUUCUGUUUCCUUAAGAAAGGUUCUGUAUAUGCCAAGGUGUCUAUUCUUCUCUGCUCUCCUCCUGCUGCUGGGUGAGGAUCCUUUCUAUCGCCACAGACCCUCUAGUUACUAAGGGGGUGUCAACAUGUGCAUGGUAGGCAUGCCAGGACAGUGGGCUAAGCACCAGCAGUUUCUGUUUACUUCUACUAGGGUUGCAGGUGCUCAGCGCUUUGGAAAAUCUGUGUUGUCCAAGGCUUUGGUAUGCAGCAAAUAGGGGUCUGGUGAAGGGGUAACCUGGGGGCAGGGGUCUUGAGGAAUCAGUUCAGUGGAAACCCCAAAUUCCAAGGGUGUCUCUUGGCUGGGGUAGGGAUUUGGCCUCCAUGCCCUGGGAUUGAGUUUUUCCCCUAGUUCCCAGGCCUUAGUUACAGCAGGGAGAUAGGAGGGAGUUUCACUAACAGAGCCAGGGCAGGCCUGGAACCCUGCACUUUCUCCCCAGGAUUUGAGGUUUGUUUUAAGUGUUUAAUCAGAUCACUGAAAAUUCCUGGCAGCCCCUGUCCCCAAAUGCUGCUGAAUGCUAAUGUCUUAGUUUACGUAACAAAACAAACAAGCCAUCGCCCCUGCUAGCUCAGAGUGACCCCCCCCCGGCUAUGGAAGCCUCAGAGUGACCCCCCCCCCACCCCGGUUAUGGAGAUGGCUAUUCCAGCAGCACAUCUGCCCUCACCAGCGCUCUGCAAUCCAAAGACCAGCUGAACUGAUAAGCUUCCAGUUGGAGCCAUCUCUUUUAUCUGCUGGGUUUUCUGCAGGUGCAAUACCUCAACUGGCCACACAGGGAUGAGGGGGCAGCACUGAGUUGGGGCCCCAGGGCUUGAAACGGACACUGUCCAGGUUUGCUCGCAAAGGAUGUGAUCCAUAAAAGCACUUUGUGAUUGGAGGGCCCAGGGUCAACAAAGCCUUACAUGUGACUGAAACUUGAAUCCAUUCCAGGACUCCCAGAGUCCCUGAGCACUAGAAAACCUUGCGUCGAGGCCAGUAUUAAGCGUACAACUCUGUACAUUCCUUAUAGAUGGGCGUUCAGACAUUUCAUACAUGAUGCACUGUGCUUGCCUCCCCACCUUCAGCCCCAGCCGUGGUUCAAAAGCAAGAUCCCCCUUCAAAGCAUUUGCCACUUGUGUGCCUUUGCCCGGCAGAGGGAAAAGGGUGAAUCUGGAUCGACCCUUCCAUCUGGCUGGAUCACGAUUCACUCGAUAUCAGUUUUUUGCAAACUAGAAAUGUCAACCUGCUAGAAUAAUCUAGAAAAUGUGGAUCAGGAUUCAGGGGUUUUGUGCGUCCUCCAUGUGCUGCAUGCAGUCGGUAGGCUUAACCAGGGUUAGCUCCGUUCUCUUGAUGGUUGUCAGCAGCCUAGAUUUGUAGUUACUCUUAGGCAAACCUUUAUCGCUCCAAUACCCAUGUGUGAUGGACUCUUCCAUUUAGCAUGCAGUGGGUGUGUUGAGAGGGGAGAUGGAUCAUGAUGAUGCUAUCAUUUUGGGUAGAUUUAUUGAAUAGGGUUAUACUAAAGAAGUUCCAUGUCGGGGAACUCUGUUGCAUUGUAUGUCUAGAGUUCCACGCAUUGCAAUAUCUUGGUGCUGGCCCCUUAUAAAACACGCUCACAGUAGUGGGAAUGUAUGGCAGGGAGAGGGGUGGUCGGGAGGCAUUUGUCAGCCAGGAAUGAGGGGCCUACUGGGGCUAAGGAUCUCCCUCAGGGAGAAUGUUGAUACUCUGCAGAUGAUCAGAUGCCUUUGUAUCUGCGCUGGGUUCAGAUGAGCUUGCCAGAUUCUUUACCCAGUUCUUUGAACCACCCUGAAUGUGCAGAACGUACAUUCUGUUUCCUUUCUCUCUGGUCAGUGUCUGCAGAUUGCUGUCCUUUGUUCCAUGUCCCAGCAGGAUUCUGACCCCAAGACAUUAACCUGACUUCCAGCGGGUACAAAAGAAUGAUCAUCAAUGGGAGAUAUCAGAGCUUUUACGGUUCAAAUGCCCUCAAUCACUGUUAUUCCCAGCAACUGUGCAGUGAGUUUUUGAGUGAACUGCCAUCAACUUGGAUUGGGUUUUUUAAUACAGGAUCAUUAGGAAUUGAAAGCUGUUUUAUUCCUGUAUUCUAUCUUCCUGAACUGUUAUGGGUGAGUGAGAUUAUGGCCUUGAUCUAUACAUGCAAUAUAAGGUAACUGAACAUGUAAAUAUCUGACUGCAAUUCCACCCUCAUUAUGGGACAGGUGAGUGGGUGGGCCUCUGCUUUAUAAAAUGGACAUGAUCUGUUUCCUUGAUCUGUUGUUGGGAAGCUCUGGAGUGGAAAUAAUCUCUCAAUCUAGAAAGAAAGGGUCAGGGUGAAAGUCAUGCUCUGAUUUUUAAUUAUUAAUAUUGAAGUUGGCAUUGAGCUGGUGCUGCCUACAGAUCUCAGACCCUCACUCCACAGCUCCCUACCUGCUGGCCUCACAGCUGAAUUUCCAGAACCCCUAGCCCAGAGUCUGGAACCUGGGGCAGAGAUUUCCAUCUCUGGUCAUUAACUCCUUGGGCAACUCUUUGCUGGUCCCUUCGGAAGAGAGACAGUGAGCCAAAUUAAUCGCUAAUGCAUCUCCAUUGACUUGAGAUACAUACACCAGGGAUGGGCUUGGCCCAGUGGCUCUAUUACAGAGUUGAACAUGAUAGGCCUCUGAUGUGAAGUGCACAGCCUUAGCCUCUGGGUUCAACCCUGCAGAGAGAGCACUCUGGAUCUCUGUGGGUAAGUCUUCAGCGCGGCUGGGAGAGGCACCCUCUGCCCAGGUAGACUGACUUGUGCUAGCUCUGUUGACACUAAACAUAUCCGGGUGGAAGUUGCAGCACACUCAGUGGCUUGGGCUAGCCACCUGACUCUAAGUCUGCCUGACUCCCAAGCUGCAAGCAUAUUUUUAGCAUGCGAGCUAGAACAGAGCUAGUGUGAGUCUGUCUACUCGGGCUGGGAAGCUCGCUCCUAGCUGCAGUGUAGACAUACCCUGUGGGUCUUGAGCUUGCAGAUCAGUGACACUGAUAACAGCUAAAACCUUCCUUCUCCAACCUAAAGGAGCAGCAGAUCUCCUUCCUCAGUUCACCUGAGCUGCCAGCAGCUCAGAGUCCAACCCAGACCCCCAUGAGCCGUCUCUGUCAGGCCUUUGCUGGAGACAGGCCUCCAAUUGGGUCUGCUUGACUCAAGUGCCUCUGCAUCCAAGCUGAUCCUACUGCCACUGCCAGGGUAUUUUUCUCCACAGGAGAUAAAUUUGACACAUUCAGAACAGAGGCACUGUUGUCUUGUAGUUACCAAAGGGACUGGGAGUCAGGACUCCUGGGGUCUACACACAUCUCUGUCACUGACACACAGUAUGACCUUGAGCAAGUCACUUAAUCUCUUUAUGCCUCAGUUUGUCCAUCUGUAAAACUAGGAUGAUAUUUACCUGAUAUGCAGGGUUGUUGGAAAGCACUGUGAGAUCCUUGGAUGCAGGCAAUAUAGACGUGCACUAUAUGAUUGUGUUAUGGAAGAAGCAUUGCAACUCAGCAAAGCUCAGAAAAAUCAAAUGUGACCCCUCUUCCAAAGGACGAUGCAAUCCUUAUUGUCGCUGUGGGCCAAACUGGCUUGGAGAAUUUGUAUGCACACCCAGUAGAGGGUGCAAAACUGUCUUAAGCGCACAGUCACCCUAUUUGCAAGUGCCAAUUUGCAUUUGCACAAGAAGGGGACCAACAUGUGGCCUUGUGUAUUAACACAUCACUCUUUCCCCAUAAGGGAUAUUGCCUGAAAGAAUGCCUCCCUUUUUAGCCCUACCCCCAAAUUCAUAGGCAGACCCGGAAAGCUUCUGAACUGACUGAUUUCCCUGCUAAUCCCCCGGGUUAAUUGGAACUGCAGCAUCAUUUGUUUGACAAGAUUUGGGAUGUUUUGUAGGAGUGCAGCCACUGUUCCCCAUCCCACGCACUUUCAAGGACCUGAUGCUGUGGGUGCUGAGUGCCCUCAACGCUCAUUGACCUGAAUGGGAGCUGAGGAUGGGGCCCUAAUGGACAAGCCGGGCUGUGUAUUGUCAUUCCCCAAAGAGAGGUUUAGAAAGUGCCUGGUUAAAUUUGCCCCUCUUGAAAUGCUGGCUAGAGUCUCACUUGUAAGUUUCUCGUUCAAGAGGUUUAUGCUUUGAUAAGGAAAAUACGCAAGUGGCAUUGCUGGAUAAACAUGUCCCGACCAGGAGCUACCCUGCCUGUAUUCACACGUCCAUUGGUUAGGGCACCAAUGCUCUCUUUCCCACGUUGCUUGUGUGAGUGCAUACAUAUUUGUGCGUGUGGCUUUCCUCGGUCUUGUACAGACUCUUAGCUAAGCUGCCUGGACUCUGCAGGUGCAGAAGCUCUAUCCUAUCGCAUGUCUAGAGGGGAAAAGCCCUGUGUUCCUAGAUGUCCAAGCAAGGCCUAUGUGGCUGCCCAAGUCCCUCUCCUCUUCCGGGUAGGGGAGUCACAAAGCAAUCAGGCUGGGUGGAGUUGGAGUCAGGCAGAUGCAGGGGAGGCAGUGAGCGUGUGACUCCCCCAGUGCAGAGGUGGGCCCGGGGGGCUGGAACAAUCUGUGUCGUGGGGGUGCUGAGAGCCAUUGAACCAAACUGUAAAACCUGUAUAUGAUGGAAACCACUUCAAGCCGGGGCGGGUGGCAGCACCACCACUAAUUCCAGCACCUGUGGGUGGCUCCUGCUGCAGCCCACUGUCGGCCACCGGGGAGAGCUGAAGUUCUGCCACACUGAGGUUGGACUGGGAAUGCAAGGGACAGGGGAUGUUAUUAGGGGAGGGAAUCGGGUAACACUUACAGUAUCUUAGGAGCCACAGACAGAUUCCAACAACCCAAGAAACCUGAGCGAAUCCAAGUGCCCUACCCACUGGGGGAAAGAGACCGCUCCAAGGAAACAAUGAGCCAAAGUCGGCUCCCAGUCGCACUGGUUUAAUUCCAUUGACAUCAACAGGGCUGCACUGGGGUUAAGAGAGCGGAAUUUGACCCCUUACCGUCAAGCAGCUAUUCCACUGCCAAACUCUCAAGUGUUUAGGAACUGAAGGAAACCUCAGGCAGAGAAAUUGGUUCCACCGGGCAUCGCCCCCAGGGAGCUGGAGAGGCAGCCGGGUGGGCUGUUGGUCACGGGACCAUCUCACUGGAGAAAGGGGAUGUUUCCAGUGGUUAAGAGGUGGGAGGUGUAGCUCGAGUUACUAUCCCCUCUGCCUGAACUCUCCGUAGCAGCUCUCUGUGGCAAUGUAAAAGUGCCCCCCCCCUUUUCCAAAACAGAUCUAAAUGUCAAAUAGCCUCAGUAGAAGAGAGGGGCCCAGUCCAGAGCCCGAGACCCAGACUUUGGGGGGUGGGGGGCGGUUGAAAUGCCCUGGGUUGAGUCCAUCUCAUCUCAGAAGGGUGUUCGAAAUAGGAAUCUGUAUGGCUGUUUCCUCUCUGCGCCUUUCUGUGCCCCUUCCCCUGCUUCCAUGGUUCUUACCCUGUGGCUGCUCUUAAUCCUUACCAGCUGGUAAGGAAAAUAAACCCAUGUAUGAACAGCUGGCUGUUUGGGCCAUUUUCUGGUUAUGAUAGAAGGAGGUGUGGCCUGAACACAGAACUGGGAGGCAGGACUUCCUGGGUUCUAUCCCCACCUCUGCCACUGACUUGCUGGUUGACCUGGGGCAAGUCACUUAAACAUUCUGUGCCUCAAUGUCCCUAUCUGUCAGAUGGGGAUAAUGAAACUGACCUACCUCACGGGGCUGAUGAACUGAUGUUUGUAAAACACUUUGAGAUUGCCCAGUGCUGCACAAGUACUACGUUCUUGCUCCUGAGGGAGACCCACUUCACCUUGAACCAGAUGGCUGCUUAACAGAGUUAGAUCUGAGUCUCUGGGUCACAUCAGAAUGAGAGCAGCUCCAGCCUACAGCUUUAUUCCUACUUCACUUUCAUUAACUCAUUGUCACAGGGACAGGGUUCCAUAGGACAGAGGUGUAUGGUAGAGAACCCCAAAGCUGAUUUCCUCUGCUGGGCAAAUGUCUUGUCAUAACAAAGGCCACAAAGUGACCAAUGAGGCACCAAAAUUUGCAACUGCCAUAGAAGAAGCAGUAAAAUAAACAAAGGAAAAGAUGACCACGGCUGGGAGCAGAAAUUGAGAAAUGGUUCUGCUCCUUUAGUACCUGCUGUCUUUAUUUUUGCACUUCUGGUCUUAAUCGUCACACUGCCUAUAACAAGUGUGCUCAGAAAUCCAAGGUCCAAACAGGUGCGGCAGCAAUUCCUCCUGCCUAGCCCCCCACCUCCUAUGCAAAACACUCCACUUUAUCUCCUGGUCCUGGUGGGGAUUCAUCCCUAUAGGAGGUGGGUGGGUAGAACUACCCACCUGGCUUUGCUUUCUUCUCACAGCUCUCCACAGAUGCCCUCUUGUCCAGAACCAUAUCUCCCUCCAUCCCACACAGGCCUGGUCUCCUAGCACUUUGGUUAUUGUAAGUUAACGACACCAGGAAUGCUGAAUCAUGUGACCGAAGGCACAGAAAAUUAGGAUAUAGAAACUCAUCACAUGCUGUUUACAGAUUCCUGCACUAUCAAAUUUCAUUUCUUCCACGUUGUAUCCCAGAUCUUGGGCUGCACCACAUUGAGAGGUUUGGUUGCAAUACACCAGACCAGACACCGUCUCUGCCACCCCUUUACAUUUUGGAGAGGACUUCCCCACAAAGCAAACCCUUGUGGGUUAGAGUGGCUUAGAGACAACACACUAUUUGAUUUGGAGGGAGUCUUCCGAGCCCCCCCCUUAUGCCCAUCUUCACUACCACGUUAGCCAGAGCUCCUGCUUCAAGCCAGAUCAAGGGGGAGAUUUUCAAAGGCAGAAAUUAGAGUUGUUUGCCCAGUUCCCAUGGCUUGUCAAUGGGAGGUGAAAGCCUAACUCCCAUUGUGCCUCUGAAUAUCUGCCCCAGCUUCAGAUCUCAUUCACACAGUCCAGGGUUUGCCGAGCAGGAGUCUCCAUUAAAGUCAACUUCCAGAUCGUCUUGUGCUUUAUAAAGCCUUUCUAUUGUAUAACCAGGGAUUAUCUGAUUGUCAUAACCUUUGAUACUAACUUUUAAUGACUUGUAACAUUUCGGAUGUCUGUGAAUGAGACUUGUAGAGUGAUUUUUUUUUAGUGUCUUGUAUUUUCUCUUGUGAAUGAGUAUUUUAUAUUUAACACAGUAUUUAAUAAAAAAUAUAAUGAUAAUGCUAGAGAACAUUUCUUGUGGAGUAGGAUUUAAAUAAAGACUCAAGAUACCUCA
Messenger RNA from Caretta caretta (loggerhead turtle), 10200 nucleotides. It is a transcript of the gene MMD2, whose product is annotated as monocyte to macrophage differentiation associated 2. The record is from RefSeq and is a predicted model, not a curated record. Lineage: Eukaryota; Metazoa; Chordata; Testudines; Cheloniidae. Gene Ontology annotation, molecular function: pore-forming activity. Gene Ontology annotation, cellular component: membrane.